Messenger RNA from Oncorhynchus masou masou (cherry salmon), 5231 nucleotides. Its product is annotated as MORC family CW-type zinc finger protein 3-like. The coding region runs from base 231 to 2867 and encodes 878 amino acids. The record is from RefSeq and is a predicted model, not a curated record. Gene Ontology annotation, cellular component: nucleoplasm; nucleus. Lineage: Eukaryota; Metazoa; Chordata; Actinopteri; Salmoniformes; Salmonidae. The transcript is spliced from 16 exons. Gene Ontology annotation, molecular function: ATP hydrolysis activity; zinc ion binding.
CUAGUCGGAACUAUGAAACUCUAACAUUUCCGACGUGCUAUCUGGUUGAACAGGACCCUGGUAUGACUAGGAAAGCAAGUCGUACAUUUCAGAGUUUCCUAGUUCCGGCUAGAAUGUGAACGCGGCAAGACAGACCUGCGCGUGUGGCCUGUCGCUACUCACUACGUAGGCACAGAGUUUAAACUCUACUGUCUUUGACGUAUGUCUGCAACUGGCUUUCACUGUAAAACAUGGCGAGGCUUAGCGAGCAUGGGAUUCGUCUCAGUUCCAUGAGUCCGUCCUUCCUGAAUAGUAAUUCAACAAGUCAUACGUGGCCUUUCAGCGCAGUUGCAGAACUAAUAGAUAAUGCAUCAGACCCGGGAGUGACAGCCAGGCAGAUCUGGAUAGAUGUGGUGGAGGAGCAACAGCAGCUUUGUCUGUCCUUCACUGACAAUGGCAGCGGCAUGACCCCCAACAAACUGCACAAGAUGCUCAGUUUUGGUUUCACAGAGAAAGGUUCUGGUAAGGGAAGCCACCAGGCCAUCGGUGUCUAUGGAAACGGCUUUAAGUCUGGCUCCAUGCGUCUGGGUCGUGACGCUCUGAUCUUCACUAAGAACGGAGGCUGUUUGACCGUCGGCAUGCUGUCCCAGAGCUACUUACAGGCUAUAAAGGCACAGGCUGUCAUCGUCCCCAUAGUGCCCUUCAACCAACAGACCAAGAUGCUGGUAGUGACUGAGGACUCUGAGGCCAGUCUAAAUGCCAUCCUGACCCACUCUCUGAUCCACACCCAGCAGAAGCUGCUGCAGCACUUUGACUCCAUCCUGUCCAAGAAGGGCACCAAGAUCCUCAUCUGGAACAUACGCAGGAACAAAGAUGGUAAGCCAGAGCUGGAUUUCGAGAUCGAUGAGUUUGACAUCCGGAUUCCAGAGAUCCACUCAGAGGAGACCAAGACUAGAGGCAGGAAGAAGAGCUUUCCUGGACCGCAGAGGACUGAUCACACCAUCCCAGAGAUGGACUACUCACUGAGGGCCUACCUCAGCAUCUUGUACCUGAAGCCUCGGACUCAGAUCAUCCUGCGACAGAAGAAGGUUCAGACCAAGCUGGUUGCCAAGAGCCUGUCACAGAUCGAGAAUGACGUUUAUAAACCCCAAUUCAAUAAAGACCGGGUUAAGGUCACCUUUGGGUUCAACCGCAAAAACAAAGACCACUAUGGCAUCAUGAUGUACCACAAGAACCGCCUCAUCAAGUCCUAUGAGAAGGUUGGCUACCAGAUCAAGUCAUCAGGUCAGAGGGCAGGGGUCGGGGUUAUUGGUGUCAUUGAGUGCAACUUCCUGAAGCCGGCUCACAACAAACAAGACUUUGAAUACACCAAAGAGUACAGGCUGACCCUGUCGUCCCUGGGGCUGAAACUCAACGACUACUGGAAUGAGAUGAUGGAGAAAAAGGCGAGAGAACGAGAGUUCCUGGCAGCAGAGAAGAGGAAUGAAGAGGAAGAUUCAGAUGAGGAGGAGGGGGAAGGGGAGGAGAGUCCAGUGUGGCUGCAGUGUGAGGACUGUCUGAAGUGGAGGCAUGUCCCAGAAGGCCACUACAGCUCUACCCCUGAACACUGGAACUGCAGCCAGAACCCCAACACCAUGCUCAGGAGCUGCUCUUUGCCAGAGGAAGCCGAGCAGAGUGAAGCAGAGUUAACGCCAAGCUACCCGAAGAAGACCUACAAGAAGGACCAAGGCCUGGUCAGAAAACGAGGCCGUCCGCGGAAGCACCAUGUCCUCCCCCAAGGCCUGUCUGAACCGGUCCUCCUCCGCCCCCUACCCCCUGAUACACCCCUCCCUCUAUCUGAGCCGGUCCUCCUCCGCCCCCUACCCCCUGAUGCCCCCCUUUCUCUGCUCACAGAGGAGACUGAGGACAGUGAGCUGAAUAAGACAGUGGAUACACUGGUGGCCACUUUGGAGGAUGAGGAGGACAAAAUGGCGCAGUCCAUGUCUGGGUCAGACACAUGCGCACCCACACGCGCAUGCAAACGCACAUACAGCAGAAACAAGCGUAAGUCAAUAUGGCCGCCCAGGGACAUGGACAAGAGACCACAACCAUGGGCGGAGCCACACCCGUUCGCCGACGAGGUCCAAGAGGUGCAACAACCUGGGAAAGACGUCAAUGAACCACAGACACUGACUGGGCAGACAGAGAAGACCAAGGGGGAGAAGGCACUACUGGGGGCCACCAGAGUAGGCCCUUCCCAGCCCAGCUCCAGCCUUGCCUGGCCUCCCUCCCUCCCCUCAGCCCAGACGGUGGUGGUGUCCCCCCUGAGUCGUCCGGAGGGCCCCUGGCCCCGGGCUCUGACCCUUGAGGGGCCUGGGUCAGACAGAGGAGCCCUGGUCCAGAGACUGGCUGGACUGGAGAAGGAGGCUCAGAGGCUGAGGAGGAUACUGGGGUCCACUGCACUCCCAGCGACGCCAGACAACGUGGUGAUGACAGAGGCUCCCUCUGGGGAUAAGGCAGCUGCUGGGGUGGGGGUGGAGACACCGGUGGCCAUGGUAACCAAACUGGACCAAAUGGAGUGUGAGAGCUCCGCGUCCCCCAGUGGCCCUGGGGUUCCAGGGCUGGUUGUGGAUGGCAUCCAGCCCCAGAGAGAACAGCCUGAGCUGGGCAGACUGAGGAGGGAGAAGGCUGACCCCCAGAGCAGGCUGAGACAGACUGACAGCCCAGUGACCAGGGACCAGAGCUCCCGCAUUGUGCUGGAGAAUCUCCACAAAAUCCGAGGGAACGUGGUGGCUCUGCUGUCAGCCAUCCUACCCCACCUGGACCUGCAGGGCAUCAGCCUGGACACCCCAGACGUAGACAGCAUCCUGCAGCAGAUCAUAGAUGCCAACUCACUGUCUCCACUCUAGAACCCACUCUCAGUGCUCUAGAACCCACUCUGUGCCCUAGAACCUCACUCUCAGUGCCCUAGAACCUCACUCUCAGUGCCCUAGAACCUCACUCUCAGUGCCCUAGAACCUCACUCUCAGUGCCCUAGAACCUCACUCUCAGUGCCCUAGAACCUCACUCUCAGUGCCCUAGAACCUCACUCUCAGUGCUCUAGAACCUCACUCUCGGUGCUCUAGAACCUCACUCUCAGUGCUCUAGAACCUCACUCUCAGUGCUCUAGAAACUCACUCUCUGACUGCUAGGAACUCACUCUCUGACCGCUAGGAACUCACUCUCUGACCGCUAGGAACUCACUCUGACCUCUAGGAACUCACUCUUUGACCGCUAGGAACUCACUCUCUGACCGCUAGAAACACACUCUGCAUUAGUACUUAUUCUCACCAGUCUACAGUCGUGGCCAAAAGUUGAGAAUGACACAUAUUUAUUUUCACAAAGUCUGCUGCCUCAUUUUGUAUGAUGGCAAUUUGCAUAUACUCCAGAAUGUUAUGAAGAGUGAUCAGAUGAAUUGCAAUUAAUUGCAAAGUCCUUCUAUGACAUGCAAAUGAACUGAAUCCCCCAAAAACAUUUCCACUGCAUUUCAGCCCUGCCAGAAAAGGACCAGCUGACAUCAUGUCAGUGACUCUCUCGUUAACACAGGUGUGAGUUGUUCUUCCUCUGUCAUUGUUCUUCCUAUGUCAACCAUGUUAACCUGCAAGGAAACACGUGCCGUCAUAAUUUCUUUGCACAAAAAGGGCUUCACAGGCAAGGAUAUUGCUGUCAGUAAGAUUGCACCUCAAUCAACCAUUUAUCUGAUCAUCAAGAACUUCAAGGAGAGCGGUUCAAUUGUUGUGAAGGGCGCCCAAGAAAGUCCAGCAAGCACCAGGUCCGUCUCCUAAAGUUGAUUCAGCUGCGGGAUCAGGGCACCAUCAGUACAGAGCUUGCUCAGGAAUGGCAGCACGCAGGUGUGAGUGCAUCUGUACGCACAGUGAGGCAAAGACUUUUGGUGGAUGGCCUGGUGGGCAGCAAAGAACAGGAAAAACAUCAGGGACAGACUGAUAUUCUGCAAAAGGUACAGGGAUUGGACUGCUGAAGACUGGGGUAAAGUUAUUUUCUCUGAUGAAUUCCCUUUCUGAUUGUUUUGGGCAUCCAGAAAAAAGCUUGUCCGGAGAAGACAAGGUGAGCGCUACCAUCAGUCCUGUGUCAUGCCAACAGUAAAGCAUCCUGAGACCAUUCAUGUGUGGGGUUGCAUCUCAGUCAAGGGUUACCACAAUUUUGCCUAAGAACACAGCCAUGAAUAAAGAAUGGUACCAACACACCCUCCGAGAGCAACUUCUCCCAACCAUCCAAGAACAGUUUGGUGACGAACAAUGCCUUUUCAAGCAUGAUGGAGCACCUUGCCAUAAGGCAAAAGUGAUAACUAAAGUGGCUCGGGAAGCAAAACAUAGAUAUUUUUGGUCCGUGGCCAGGAAACUCCCCAGAACUUAAUCCCAUUGAGAAUUUGUGGUCAAUCCUCAAGAGGCGGGUGAUUAUGCAUUGAUUAUGAAAGAAUGGGCUGCCAUCAGUCAGGAUGUGGCCCAGAAGUUAAUUGACAGCAUGCCAGGGCAGAUUGCAGAGGUCUUGAAAAAGAAGGGUCAACACUGCAAAUAUUGACUCUUUGCAUCAAAUUCAGGUAAUUGUCAAUAAAAGCCUUUGACACUUAUGAAACUUAUGAGAUUUAUGCUUGUAAUUAUACUUCAGUAUUCCAUAGUAACAUCUGACAAAAAUAUCUAGACACUGAGGCAGCAGACAUUGAAUUAAUAUUUGUAAUUCUCAAAACGUUUGGCCACGGACAGUACUGUAGGUAACAUGUUGUUUCUUUGCUCAUACCAACCUGGAACCCCUGUCUAUGGUGCAAUGUCCACGGCACUUUAUCCACACACUGACUUACAUUGUAACGGAUGACCCUCCAAUAGCCCUACUGACUGUCACAUUGUAAAUACUUUAUCUCCAAUUGACCCUGCCACAGUUCAGAUGUGUUAUACUGUACUCACUGAGUGUGAGAUGUUGUUGAAAAGUUGUAAUACUGUCCUCCGAUCAGCUUGCUAUGCUUUAAGUUUUACCUUCACCAUAUGGGAAGGAUCCAUAUUGGUAACCAGCGGUCUCUGCUUCAAUUAUCUGUGUGUCAUUCAGAGACCAUGGCUUGUGUGAGAGAAGCAUGUGUGUGUUUCAUCAUUGAUGUUGUUUUUAUUAUCUCAAUGUGCCAUGAAAAAUUCAAAAUACUGUAAGCCUGAACUUAACCAGCCCUGUCGUUACAAUGUUUUACUGUUUCUUUGCUUGGAUAUCUUUUUUAAAGAAAAUCAAUCAGA